Melopsittacus undulatus (budgerigar) is the source of this 3067-nucleotide messenger RNA. Its product is annotated as ectonucleoside triphosphate diphosphohydrolase 2-like. Gene Ontology annotation, cellular component: plasma membrane. Gene Ontology annotation, molecular function: hydrolase activity. The record is from RefSeq and is a predicted model, not a curated record. The coding region runs from base 70 to 1563 and encodes 497 amino acids. NCBI's taxonomy places the organism in Eukaryota, Metazoa, Chordata, Aves, Psittaciformes, Psittaculidae. The transcript has 9 exons.
GAAGGGGCCGCUGUCAGUUCGCUGCUCCACUGCUUCCUCUCGUGUCUCUCUGUAGGGAGAAAGCGCUUCAUGUCUUGGCGUGAACUGCUUCCCCCCUGGCUGGUGAUCGUGGCGGGACUGACGGGCAUCGUGCUGCUCUGUGUCUCCACUAAAGAUGUGCCCUACACCCCUCUCAGGACCAAGUAUGCCAUUGUUCUGGAUGCUGGCCCAUCCCACACCAACCUGUUCAUCUACCAGUGGACCACCACCAAGGCAAAUAAGACCGGGGUGAUCAGAGAAUGUAGUUCCUGUCCUAUGCAAGGUCUUGGAGUCUCCAACUACACAGAUUCUCCUCAGAAAGUCAUGGAGAGCCUGCAGCCCUGUUUGACCUGGGCCCAGCAAGAGAUCCCAGCAGAGCAGCACAGCCAAACCCCGCUCUAUGUGGGAGCAACUGCCAGCACGAGGCCACUGAACCUCACCCAUCCCAACCUCUCUGAUGAUCUCCUUGCAGCCCUGAAGUCAUCUCCUUUCAAGUUUCAGGGGGCACAAAUCCUGUCCAGUCCAGAAAAGGAAGCAUUCAAUUGGGUUGCUGUUAACUAUGUCCUGGAGAACUUCUUCAAGUACGACUGGCGAGGACAGUUGAUCCCCUCCGGGAAGGGGAUGGCAGGAGUCCUGCUGGUGGGAGGAACCUCAGCACUGCUCACUGCCAGGGUGGAAGAGGAGAACCAGGCACCUACAGAGGAGGUGAAGCUGCAGCUGUAUGGUCAGACACACAGAGUGUACACUCAUCACUGCCCCUGCCAUGGCACGGCCCAGCUCCGCAGCAGGCUACUCGCUCUGCUCAUUCAAGAUCAGAGAGGGGCUAAAACUGUGUCUAACCCCUGCUGGCCCAUCUCCUACUCCCGGGAAGUGCAGUGGCAAUCGCUGCGUGCUGGGCCUUGUGCUGUCAGUGAGGACACAUUGAACAUCUCUGGCCCUGAGGUCUUCAACAUCACCGGCUCCAGUGAUCCCACCACCUGCAUGAGACUUGUGCAGAGCCUGAUCAACUCCUCCUCCUCCUCCUGCAGCUUCUUCAAGCAUUCCCUCAGCGGAGUCUUCAAGCCUCUCCAGACCAGGUUUCUGGUGAUUUCUGAGGCCAUGGAUUUCAUGAGAGAAACCAUGCCCUCUUCUGACUUGGGUCAGGCAGUCAACAGGCUUUGUGGGAUGUCCGUCAAAGAGCUGGUGAAGGAGACCCAGACAAGCCUGGAUAUACUUGCAGAUUACUGCCUUGUGUCUGCCUUCAUCUUUCACCUCAGUACAAAGGGAUACACCUUUGACUACAGCGGGUCUGUCUGGACUUCAUUCCAGAAGAAGAUGGGUGAUAGAUCCUCUGGCUGGAGUCUGGGAUACCUGCUGAGUCUGACCAACACCAUCUCUCAGGACAGCCCAAGCUUCCUCAAGGGGAUUGAGCCAGGGGUCUGGUCUUUGCUUCUCAUCCUCUUUGUUGUGCUGCUCACUGGCUCUUUCAUGCGCAUCUCAUACCGAGUGAUGGUGAAGGAGAACAGCUUCAGUAACAGGAACAGCAGUGACUUUGAUGACAUCUGAUCAUUACUCUGGGACUUGAUACUUCUGCCAGAGGGCAGUUCAUAGGGGACAUAGAGAAACCAUACCACUGUAAGUCACUGGAGGAUGCAAAUGAUUUUCCUGCAGGACUCCCAGAGCCUCAGUGCCUUACUUCAACUUGCUAGCACUUGCACUGCCAUACUUUGAGACAAUGGAUCCUGCUCUACAGGAAACUCGUGAUUCCUAGUGGAUGGCAAGCUAUUCGUUAUCCAAAUGAGGCAGCCUGCACUGAUCUUGCUUGGGCUGCAACUGGGAUUACUCAUGUCAACGUCAUGGAAUGAUGCCUCUGGGCAGGCAGGCCCUGAGCUAAUAUAGAGUUAAUACUGAAUAACACUGGCUAAUCAGGAGGUGUCUGAAGAAAGUGCUGUGUCCUCUUCUGUGGCAAGAGACACCACCUGCAGUAGUGCCACCAGCAAAGACUGGAAGAGCAUUAAAUACAGUCAGAACACAACAGCCAACUUGCUCCCACAUUCUAGGGAAAAAGCAGGGGUUUUCUGCCUGCUCCUAUUGUUUGUCUUUGUUCUAUCUCUGUGAUGGCAUCCAUGCGACCCUUCAAGAACUCUCCAAAAGCAAAGCUUUUUAGACUUGGCCUCUACAAAAUGCGCAGAACAUCAAAAGAAAAGCAAAGGGCAGCUGAGUUCCAAGUCUCUUGGCUGAGUCGUGGCAACUCAGGGUUAACACUGUCAAUUUAAAAUCUUUAACCAGGACUUGGAAUUAGAUGAUCUUUAAGGCCUCCUCCAACCCAAACUAUUCUAUGACUUGAAUUAACACAUUUUAUUUCACAUCUGCUAAAACAAGGUGCAGGGGGGGGCUGAGGAUCACCAGUCUGUUAAUUUGCACUGAACUGCUUGACUCUGAAAGGGCAGUAGCUCAUCUAACACUGUCCCUCAGACAGGAGCAGACCCAAGAAGAGCUUUCCUAAUUGACUUUCAUAUUAGUCUGUGACUAGAUAGACCUUAUAAUCCAACACUCCAGUUUCCUCUGGGCAUUGGCAGUCAUUCCAAGAUGCCCUGCUUGUCUAAGAGCUGAGGCACUGUGCAAAUUCUGUGUUAUUGUGAAGGGAUCAAUUCAGACAAACACUGUCCUUUGACUAAAGCACUCAGAGUUCAUCUCUGCUUCAAAGCAACAAACAGGCUGCUAAAAGCCUAAAGGACAAGUGUCUCCAGCUCAUUUCAGACCACUUGAAAGAGAAAUUUAAAUGCUCAUAGAUAUAAUGAUGUGCCUUGCAGGAUUUUUAAAGCUACCAUGGAACCCAAAUCCUUUCAAAUCUGAUUAUUAAUUCCUUGUGCUCCCAACUCAUAUACAUGGACACCCCCAUAAUACUGGGACAUUCAUAAAUUUUCAGGCCAUUAAUGAGGGUUUGGAACCUGUCAGUCAAGUUUGGAGGGGUGUGGAAAGAGAUUUAAAUGAGCUUCAUAUUCUUUUCUUGGAGUUGCACAUUAGAUAUUUUAAAUUAUAUCAUGGUAUUAAAGAUGUUUUAAUAGAC